This is a messenger RNA of Acanthisitta chloris (rifleman), 1431 nucleotides long. RefSeq names its product myeloid leukemia factor 2 (gene MLF2). The transcript is spliced from 7 exons. The record is from RefSeq and is a predicted model, not a curated record. The coding region runs from base 1 to 780 and encodes 259 amino acids. Lineage: Eukaryota; Metazoa; Chordata; Aves; Passeriformes; Acanthisittidae. Gene Ontology annotation, cellular component: nucleus; cytoplasm. Gene Ontology annotation, biological process: regulation of DNA-templated transcription.
AUGUUGAGCUUGGAAAGGAAUGUACAGUUAUGUAAGAGAAACUCUUACGAUUAUGUGGCGCUUUGUCCUCACCGUUGUUCUCUCAACAUUUCCAAAAGGGAUCCUUUUGCCAUCCACCGGCAGCACAUGAACCGCAUGCUUUCAGGAAGUUUUGGGUUUGGCCCUCUGCUUGGCAUCACUGAUGGGACCACACCUGGGGCUCGCCAGGCUGGCCGUAGGAUGCAGGCAGGAGCUGUUUCACCCUUUGGGAUGCUCGGCAUGGCAGGUGGCUUUAUAGAUAUGUUUGGGAUGAUGAACGACAUGAUUGGAAACAUGGAGCAUAUGACAAGUGGUGCUAACUGCCAGACAUUUACCUCUUCAACUGUCAUCUCCUAUUCCAACCUGGGUGAUGGGCCCAAAGUCUAUCAGGAGACCUCGGAGAUGCGUUCAGCACCUGGUGGGAUCCGUGAGACUAGACGAACCGUAAGGGACUCGGACAGUGGCUUGGAACAAAUGUCUAUUGGACACCACAUCAGGGAGAGGGCCCACAUCAUGCAGCGGUCCCGGAACCAUCGCACAGGCGACCAGGAGGAGAGGCAGGACUACAUCAACAUGGAUGAAAGUGAUGCAGCCGCAUUUGACGAUGAGUGGAGGCGAGAGACAUCCCGUUUCCGGCCGCAGCGGGGGCUGGAUUACCGGCGCCACGAGGGCAGCGCCGGCCGUCGUGCUGAGGGGACUCGUCUUGCCAUCCAGGGCCCUGAGGAUUCUCCCUCCAGACAGUCCCGUCGGUAUGACUGGUGAACUUGGAGCAGACCUUGUGGGGGGUGCAGCGUGGCCACCCCCAAAUCUACCUACGCGCUCUUGUACAGACAGUGAAACUCUGAAGCCCCUUCAAAGCACCACUUGGACCCUCCUCAGAUUUAGUAUUAACCUCCCUCCCACUUAAGAAUUGAAACAAAGCAACUAAUCUUCUGCAUUGCUCUUUUUUUUGCCCCAUUUGGGUGCUGCAGUGGGGCAUGGGGAAUCUCACUGAUGUGCAAGGAACACAUGAAUUGCCCAUUCCCCUUCUGCUGUCCCUUGGCUCUGUUCUUUCUGCCAGUAGUGGUGGGCAUGAGGAGCUGCCACAUUGCCUCUUCCAUCCUUUCUACUCUCUCUGUGCUGGGCUGGUCUGGUUCUGAAGUUUGUGUUUAGUCCCCUGUGAAAGGAGUAUGAGGGAAUUCUGCUAGACCCCCCUGUCGGUCCCAUGACUGGGACAGAGGCUUCGAUUCCCCUCCUGCUCCUUGGUGCAUCUGUGGAGAAGCAGAAGGAUGUGUGGGUUAGAGAAGGGAGGAGCAGAGCAAAAGCUGGAUCAGCCUAUGGGCCCCCUCACCCCUCUUCAAUCAGCUCCCCCACUUUUUUAAUUUGUGAAACUUGUAACUAGAUGUUUACUGAAUAAAGAAACAAACUAAAGAA